This is a messenger RNA of Anguilla anguilla (European eel), 1095 nucleotides long. RefSeq names its product survival motor neuron protein 1-like. The record is from RefSeq and is a predicted model, not a curated record. NCBI's taxonomy places the organism in Eukaryota, Metazoa, Chordata, Actinopteri, Anguilliformes, Anguillidae. Gene Ontology annotation, cellular component: cytoplasm; nucleus. Bases 56 to 904 code for a protein of 282 amino acids. The transcript has 9 exons. Gene Ontology annotation, molecular function: RNA binding. Gene Ontology annotation, biological process: mRNA processing.
GACAACGCAGGGUGCUGAUCGCAACGAAUUGGAACAGGCUGCUAUAUGUUUCUUCAUGGCAAAUGCUUAUAAUGAAAUGCUUUUCACGCGAGGAAUGGGAAAAAGUGACGACCCUGACAUUUGGGAUGACACAGCUUUGAUAAAGGCUUAUGAUAAAGCUGUCGCAUCAUUCAAGAAUGCCUUGAAGGGUGAAGAGGAGAGUGUGGAAUCACCCAAGGAGAGCAAGCCGGGAAAGAAACGGAAAAGCAACAAGAAGAACCGAAGCAGAAAGAGAAGUAAUGCCAUCCCUGAAAAAGAGUGGAAAGUUGGGGAGGCCUGCUGUGCAUUCUGGUCUGUAGAUGGUAAAUUGUACCCAGCUACAGUCACCUCAAUAGAUGAGGAAAAGGGGACCUGCACCGUUGUAUACACUGCCUAUGGAAAUGAGGAGGAGCAGAACCUGGUGGAUCUUCUGUCUGACAAUUCCGAAGUGGAGGAGGAUGGAGCCAAAAUGGCUGAUCAGGUGAAAGAGGGCGAGUCCUCAACGGACGAGAGUGACAAGUGUUCGAGCUCGCAGCUGCCCAAUCAUGGACCCAGAUCUGAACCCAAACUCAAGCCUGCGGGCCGCCCUUCUGCCCCACCCACAGGGUCCACUUUCAGACCGCCAGAGUCAUGGAGACCUGCUGGCCCUGGAGCUCCUCCUCCUGACCCUGGAGCUCCUCCUCCUGGCUGGCCUCCUUCGCUGUCCUUUGGCCCACCGAUGGUACCCCCGCCCCCUCCUCUGUGCCCGGACUCUCUGCAGGACGACGAAGCCCUGAACUGCAUGCUCAUCUCCUGGUACAUGAGCGGAUACCACACCGGCUACUAUAUGGGGUUGAGAAAGGCGAGGGACGAGACUACCUCUGGAAAAAGGCCUGACCCCAGUUGAAGAGUUCACAUGCCUCUGGUUUUUCUUAGGUAUGUUGGGGGAAUUUGUCUAUGCCAGGGAUGGUGGUGGAUAUGGAUGAUUAUUGGAAGGAGGUGAUUUGUGUAUGUUAAGUUUUCUCACUGUAACCUUGUUUUUUUAUAUGAUGUUUUACAUUUUUUGUAAAUGAAGGAAUAAAAGAACUGUUGUAUCCA